AUGGCUUUUAAACAAAUAGAAGGUGAUUUUAAAGAACAAUAUAUAAGACUCUAUGACUACGCAAACGAGUUGCUUCGGGCUAAUCCUGGUUCAACUAUCAAACUUAAGGUUGAACCUAAUGAGGACAAUAGAAUUUUCAAGAGAAUGUAUGUAUGUUUGAAGGGUUGUAAGGACAACUUCGUGUCUUGUAGGCCUAUUAUAGGUUUAGAUGGUUGUUUCUUAAAAGAAAAAUAUGGAGGUGAGUUGUUAACUGCGGUUGCAAGAGAUGGGAAUGAACAAAUGUGUCCUUUGGCAUAUGCUGUUGUUGAGGUGGAGAAUAAGGACAAUUGGCAGUGGUUUUUAGAAUUGCUUAUUGAUGAUCUUGGUGGUCAGGAGCUUUAUUCAACAAUCACAUAUAUUUCAGAUCAACAAAAAGGACUUGUUCUAGCAUUACAAGAACUUCUACCUGGUGUAGAGAACAAAUUUUGUGUGCGCCACAUUUAUGCAAAUUUUAGGAAGAAAUUUCCUUGUCAUAUUUUAAGACGUCUAUUAUGGAAAGCAACAUCAUCAACACACCCUCAAGCAUGGGAGACAGUGAUGAGAGAAAUUAAAGAUGUCAAUCCAGAUGCCUUUAAACACUUGCUAGCAAUUCCACCAAGAUAUUGGUCACGUUCAAGGUUUACAGGUAAUGCUGUGUGUGACACAUUAGUCAAUAAUAUGUCAGAAGCUUUUAACAGUGUCAUAGUACAUGCAAGAGGCAAGCUCAUCAUCAUAAUGAUGGAAGACAUUCGUAUCUACAUCAUGAAGAGAUGGGCAACAAAUAGACAGAAAAUAACAACAUUUGAAGGUUGUCUUUGCCCAAAGUUGGUCAGAUAUUGGUCACGUUCAAGGUUUACAGGUAAUGCUGUGUGUGACACAUUAGUCAAUAAUAUGUCAGAAGCUUUUAACAGUGUCAUAGUACAUGCAAGAGGCAAGCUCAUCAUCAUAAUGAUGGAAGACAUUCGUAUCUACAUCAUGAAGAGAUGGGCAACAAAUAGACAGAAAAUAACAACAUUUGAAGGUUGUCUUUGCCCAAAGGUUAAAAAAAGAUUUGAAAAGGAAUUGCACAAGACGAAAUUUUGGAUACCUAGUUGGUCAGGUAUGAAAAUUUUUGAGGUCAAACACACUUCAAUAAUUGGUGAGAAGUAUGUGGUUGACUUAGAUAAAGUGGAAUGCAGUUGCAGAAAGUGGACUUUAACAAGAAUCACAUGCUGUCAUGCACUAGCUGCCAUGAAUGUUUUGAACAUCAAUGGAGAAGACUACGUCUCAAAUUGGUUUAGAAGGGCAACAUACCAAGAAACAUAUAUUCCAAUGAUAUACCCUGUCAACGGUCAUCACCUAUGGGAAAUGACAUAUCAUCCUAAUGUUUUGCCUCCACCUAAAAGGGUGUUACCUGGUAGACCAAAAAAGAAGAGAAGGCUAUAG
Molecule: messenger RNA, 1443 nt
Organism: Vigna umbellata (rice bean)
Lineage: Eukaryota; Viridiplantae; Streptophyta; Magnoliopsida; Fabales; Fabaceae
Source: RefSeq, a predicted model, not a curated record